Molecule: messenger RNA, 2041 nt
Organism: Tripterygium wilfordii
Lineage: Eukaryota; Viridiplantae; Streptophyta; Magnoliopsida; Celastrales; Celastraceae
Product: synaptotagmin-3-like
Exons: 12
Coding region: 162-1790 (542 amino acids)
Cellular component (GO): endoplasmic reticulum
Molecular function (GO): lipid binding
Source: RefSeq, a predicted model, not a curated record
UCCAGCUUCCGAUGUCGUUUUCCUUACCGUUCAAUUUUCUGUUAUUUGAACAUAUCGAACAAUCAAUGCCUAUUUAGUUUUUUUUUUUUAAUUAAUUAUCUUUUAUAUACAAAAUCCAUGCCUAGCUAUCAAAUACUCUUGCAGGCUAAUCAAAGAUCAUCAUGGGGUUUGUGGGUAGUUUAUUAGGAAUUAUUGGAUUUGGGAUUGGAAUUCCAAUCGGCCUUGUUCUGGGUUUCUUCAUAUUUAUCUACUUCGAGCCUACAGAUGUUAAGGAUCCAAUAAUCAAGCCGUUUAAUGUUUUGGAUGCAAGUUAUCUGCUUGAUCUUUUGUCUGAGAUACCUCCGUGGGUUAAGCAACCGGAUUACGACCAGAUUGACUGGCUGAACAAGAUUAUGUCCGAUAUGUGGCCUUACCUUGAUAAGGCAAUAUGUGGUAUCAUAAGGAGUACUGCAAAUCCGAUAUUCGCUGAGUAUAUUGGCAAGUAUCAGAUAAAAUCAAUAGAUUUUAAGAGCCUAAGUCUUGGAAUUCUACCUCCUACAGUUAAUGGUAUCAAAGUGCAUGAAACUAACGAGAAGGAACUAGUAUUCGAGACUGCGCUUAGAUGGGCUGGAAAUCCAAACAUAACUCUGGAGUUGAAAUUAUUCCAUAAACCAAUCACAGUACAGCUGUUGGAUGUACAGAUAUUUGCUUCACCACGGAUAGUUCUGAAACCUCUCGUGCCAACAUUUCCUUGUUUUGCCAGUAUAGCAGUGUCCUUGAUGGAGAAGCCCCAUGUAGACUUUGGACUGAAGUUGUUAGGCCUUGAUAUCAUGGCGAUACCGGGAUUUUAUGGAUUUGUUCAGGAAAGGAUAAGAAAAAAAGUUGCUAAUCUCUAUCACUGGCCUCGAACUCUUGAAAUACCGAUUCUUGAUGGUUCGGUAGGGGCUAUGAAGAAGCCUGUAGGAAUAUUACAUGUGAAGGUUAUACGAGCGCACAAACUCUUGAAGAUGGACUUUCUUGGAACCUCUGAUCCGUAUGUUAAACUCUGCUUGAGUGGCGAAAGACUUCCCUCGAAAAAAACUUCUAUUAAGAUGAAGAACCUAAACCCUGAGUGGAAUGAGGAUUUCAAACUUACUGUCAAGGAUCCUCAGUCACAAGUCCUCCAAUUACAUGUCUAUGAUUGGGAAAAGGUUGGGACGCACGAUAAGUUGGGAAUGCAAGUAGUUCCGCUGAGUUUACUUGAACCGCAAGAAACUAAACAAUUUACUCUCGAUCUGGUGAAGAACACAAACCCAAGUGAUCCUCAAAACAAGAAGAAUAGAGGGAAACUUGUGGUUGAAAUGAAAUUUAAUCCUUUCAAAGAAGAUAGGGAACUAUUCACUGGACCUUUAGAAAGAUUUUCAGGGAAGGAAAGCAAGGCAUGUGAAGAAACAUCGUUGUACGGAGGUGGUUUACUUAUGGUCAUAGUUCGAGGAGCAGAGGACGUUGAGGGGAAGCGCCAUAACAACCCCUACGCUUUGAUCAUAUUUAGAGGAGAAGAGAAGAAAACCAAGAUGAUCAAGAAAACCAGAGAUCCGUGUUGGAAUGAAGAAUUUCAAUUUGUGCUAGAAGAGUCGCCUCUUGAUGAGAAGAUUCAUAUAGAAGUCAUGAGCAAGCGGACCGGCUUUGGUUUUAGACAAAAGGAAUCUUUGGGGCAUGUGGAUAUAAAUCUUGCGGAUGUGGUAUACAAUGGACGAAUGAAUGAAAAACGUUAUCUAAUCAACUCGAAAAAUGGGGUUUUACAUGUCGAUAUACGUUGGAAGAUGACCUAACAAGUACUAAGAGCAAUAUCUUUGUGAUCAGGUGUUAGGCUUUGCCCAACUUAGCAUGUCGUCAAGUGAAAAACUUCAGUGUGCACGGGUUUUUACGAUUCGAGUUUAGGCUUAUAUCAGAUGUCGUGAUUCUCGGUUACCAAAAAAAAAAGAGUGUAGAGUAAAUUUGAUGAUGGGUUUGUAUAGGAAUAUCCAUUUUCAUUGUAAAGGAAAGCAGAAACUUUAUACGAAAAGGGAAAAUGAAUUUGAUU